UUUGUCGAAGGAAGUAAUAAACUUUCCACGUAAGUACUUCAAACAAGUUGAGAAUAAAAGGGUUACGUCAGAGCCCCAACUCCUAAACACACACACAUUCUUUCUCUUUCUUGGAUCGUCAAAGCCCUUGCUUUUGUUAGCUAAUUGACGCUAACCAAAGCUACACAUCACAACCCAGACAUUGAAGGUCUCUGAGGCUUAGAGGAUCUUAUGUGUUGGCUGCUGAGAAUACUGAAGAGAAGAGGAGAACAAAUAUAAGACAAGAAAGAAGAUGAUUUUUGAAGCUAAUGCUUUGUGUUGUUUCGGUUUUUAAGAUAUUCAAGUUGAACAUCAUUCAUCAUUGUGAUAUUCUAUAUGGCUUACAUCCCUCCACACAAGCGGCAUUCAAAGGAUUCUGAGAGGCCAACACCUACUCCAGAGUCCUUGGCUCCCAUAUUUAAGAGAAAUGUACACUUGAGAGCACCAAAGCCUAAUGUUGGUAGGAGCGGAAAGAUCGUAUAUUCGAACUAUGCCAUAUCUAGAUGGUUUGCUGUUGGUUUGGAUGAUGGUAACAGCGAUUCUUCUGCUGCUCGUCUUGAGCCAGUUUCAGUUGAAUCUAUGGAGAGGAAAACAGGAGAGAAACCUGUAAUUUUGGUGAAGAGUAAUGUAGAUAAAGAGAAAAAUGAAGUGAAAGGAAGCCCAUGGUCGUCUAUCGCAGAAAAUGUUCUGCCAGACCUGUUAUCUUCCUUUGAAAUUGCAAGGGCUGAAAUAGAGAGCCAAGAUUUGAAAGAAGUAAAACCAACAUUGGUUGCUAGGUUUGGCAAAAUACUUUUUCAUGGGAGCCCUUCAAUGAACCUGGAAAGUGUCAGAAAAGAUUGCGUUACAGAGACAACAUUCAGGAAUUUGAAAAGAUCAUUUUACACAAGUCUUCCUGCUUCAUAUGUGGGAAACAUUAUGGCUGAAGUUGUCCCAAAGAUUGGAGUUGAUUUUGCAGAGGUGAAGGAUAUAUACCAUGUGAAGUUGUCUGAUAGCACACGACUGGAUUCAACAAUCUCCUGCAAAUGUACAGUAAAAGAUGAUAAAAACCUGCAGCUAUAUAAGGUUGAACUAAACCAAGUGCGUGACAUGGUUGUAGACAUAUCAUGCCCUGAUAUGGAUCUCGACUUGAGGCUGAUGCUUUGCCACAAAAGAAUCUUAACAUCUCUGACCGAUGAUGAGAUACAAAGCAUUAGAAAGCUGAUUGACUCAGCGGUUCUAGAUCCAGAUGUGAAAGGUGGGUUGAGAUGGCCGCUUGGAAAAGCAUCUACUGGGGAUAGAUACAGUGUUGUUGGUGUUUGGCACACAAUGGCUACUACUUAUCAAGGCUCAUCCAUGAGACUCAAGGUAAGAUAUGCUGAUCGAUUUGAUUUCAGAACUGCAUAUGGGGAAUCUUCGAAGGAGGUUGUCCUCAAGUUGAAAGGAAUGGUGUCAGGACUGCUGGAGCAGGAGGUUGAAACAAAUGUGAUCUCCGAUAUGCUUAAAGACACCUUAAGGUUGAUAUGGCAACACUUCUUAUGCUGCAAGUCUUUUCUUUCCUAACAUGAAGGAAUGCCUUCCCCAUGCUCUUCUCUUCUCUUUAUUGCUCACUAUCUGUGAGUUGUGUGUUUUUGAUUUUGUUGAAAAACAGGUGGUUAUAGUGUAUUAUGGCUAGCACCAAGUAGUGCCAAAAUGUGAAAUAUAUGUAUGCAGUUUUGAAGAGAAGGGAAAUGUAUCUGGUUUGCUUUCUUGCUUUA
This is a messenger RNA of Theobroma umbraticum, 1751 nucleotides long. RefSeq lists its product as uncharacterized. The record is from RefSeq and is a predicted model, not a curated record. Lineage: Eukaryota; Viridiplantae; Streptophyta; Magnoliopsida; Malvales; Malvaceae.